AAAGCAAUUUCAAUUUCAACUGCGGUUGUCAAACAAUUUCUGUGCUAGCGUGUGCCGCGAAACAUUUUUUAUAGUUUAAAAAGGGAACACACAGAGACGAGUAACAUGGAAAUGGCUUUGAGUGACUUUGGUCGAAAUCGCCGACGUCGUCCUGUCGCAGCCUGCCUGUUAAUCGUCUUGUCGCUGCUCAGCGAUGCGCUGAUGUCGCCGGCUCUGCCACAGCGUGAGGAGAACUAUCCACCGAAUAACGUACUCAGAAUGGCAAAGAUCUUUCACGAUAUAUGCGUUGAGCAAACCGGCGUCAGUGAAGCGGCGAUAAAAGAGUUCAGCGAUGGCGAAAUACACGAGGAUGAGAAGCUUAAGUGCUACAUGAAUUGCCUGUUCCAUGAGUUCGAAGUUGUGGAUGACAAAGGCGAUGUCCAUCUGGAGAUGCUUUUCAGCUCUGUGCCCCACUCAGUAAGGGAUAAUAUGAUGGCAGCCUCAGAGCAUUGCAUACAUCCUGAGGGAGAUACGCUAUGCCACAAGGCCUGGUGGUUCCAUCAGUGCUGGAAGAAAGCCGAUCCCAGGCACUACUUUUUACCAUAAGCCUCCAACUGGUCCGCUCCUGCGUUGUUAAUGUAAUGCUUUAAGGAAUUUGUGUUAAUACAACCCAACCCACUACUAAUUCGUACAAGCUUAUUCUUUUUGGGAAGCAAAUGUGAUCACUUAUUGUAACAUAUAAAAUUUGCACACGUUUCAUAAAUAAAUGUAGAAAAAUGCUUGAUGUACGAAUGGUGGUUUGGGUUAUUAAGCUUUACAGGUGGUGGUGGUAACAUUAUUGCACAUUUUUAAGUUAAGUCAGCGCACACUUCCAUAAGCUAAUAAAAAUAUCUACCUAGUUAGUCGAAGCAA
Molecule: messenger RNA, 891 nt
Organism: Drosophila grimshawi
Lineage: Eukaryota; Metazoa; Arthropoda; Insecta; Diptera; Drosophilidae
Product: general odorant-binding protein 83a
Exons: 5
Coding region: 106-585 (159 amino acids)
Biological process (GO): sensory perception of smell
Molecular function (GO): odorant binding
Source: RefSeq, a predicted model, not a curated record